AUGAACGAUAUAGAUGUGAAAAUAGUGGACUCACCGAAGGACCGGUUGGUGGAUUCUGUCGAGUCGCCCUUGGCGGAAAACUCCGGUGAAAAUGAAGUUGAUCCGUUGUGCAUUGACGAAGAAAUGAACUCCGCUAAGGGGCCAGCGGUGGCGGUUAAUAACGCCGAUAUAGAGAAAGGCGCGGGGAACUGUGAUGAUAAUGCCAAAGAAGAGAACUUAGCUGAAAGUGAGCAGAAGGAGUCUUAUGUAGAAGUUAAAACAGAAGAAACAAAAGCAGAAACUCCAGAAGCAGAAUCAAAUUGUACGAGUGAUAUUAAAGAAGAUGGAUCAAAAACGCCUGACCUGGAAUUUCAAAGUGAAGCUACAGAUGGAGAGGUUAAGAUAGAUAAUAAACCACUUGUAGAAGAGAAACAGAAAGAAAUAGUGGAAAAAGAGAUAGAAAGGGAUGUGGAGAUGCUAGAGGCGCCUAUUGAUAAAACAGAUAAGGAGUCAAAGAGCAACUUGUCUAUAAAUGGAGAUAUACUGAAGGAGGAACCAGUUAAACGUAGAGCAAGCGAAGACGUCGACACCGAGUCGCCACUAAAGAAACUGUGCCAAGAAGUUGAGAAGACCUUCCCACAACACGAUAUUAUGAUAAAUGACUACAUCCAAACGGCUACUAAAAACAAUGUAGAUGAAAUACAAAGGCACACAGAGCAGCUACUAUCUGAAAUUCAGACGCUAAGAGAACUAGCACAGAAAAAGGAACACGAGUGGAACAACAUCCUCCACUUGAAGAAAGUAAAGGAAGAGAUAUUAUUACGACUGUUGAGGAGAAAACAAGUGUUAUCCUUCGAGAAGGCAGCGGACGUGAACGGAUCAGAACGAUGCGAUCCCUUUGACUACCUGAACCAAGCAAAGAAUCUUGCGAUAGAUAAGAGCGACGAAAUCUCCGGAUUGUCUUUGAAACCUCCUGGACCCGCCAACCCCAUGCUCCAACCCCCAGUUAUGCCUGUGACAACGCAUUUCAACCUGAUGUCUGGUCUGCCGCCGCCCUAUGAUAAGACAGCCCACAUGCAGCCCAUGUCCAAGCCGAUGUUUCCCCAAGGGCUGAUGAUGCCGGGACCGUUGCCAGGCUUCCCUAGGGAUAUGAAUGGGCAGCUGCCGACCAGCUAUGGCAUGCCGAUGGGACGCCAAGGACCGAUAAAGGAUGUAAAGUCCAUAAUAGCGGAUUAUAGGCAGCGGAACCCAGACAUCGCGCCCCGUAGAGGCAGGCGGAUGAAGUCGAUAGUGAAUCCUAAUAUUAUGAGCCCGAGACCGAUCGCCCCAAAAAUGGACGCCAUUAACAAUAUGGGCAACUUCAAUAUGCUUUUCAAUAACUUGGAUUCGAAUCAAAAGGCGAUGCUGGAACGUCUUCAGCAGAUGCAAGCUGGCGGUAUGCCCAAUGGACUAUCCUUCAAGGACGUCCUGGUGCAGUUCGCGAAUAUGCAACAGCCGGGUAUGAUGCCCAACCGGCCUAUGGAUUUGCCUCGGCCAGAGCACAUACGACCGGAGCGGAGACGGCCAGAAAGAAACGAGGAGGUCCAUAAGCAGGCGGAAAGGUUAGCUUCUCCAAGUCCACGACUGCCUCCUCCCCCACCCUACCCUGAGAUAUCCCUGCUACCAGUCACCACGAGCCAGGAGAAUUCGCAACAGAAUUCCUUGCUGCAUGGCAUCCUCACCAAGAAUUGUGGGGAGAUCACAAUUACUCCAGUGCAGCCGACUCCGCCGCCAGCGGAACCGCAGACCCAGGAGAAAUCGGAAGUUGUGCAGCUGGAUGACGAAGAGAGUCCGGCAUCAGAAGGUGAAGCGGUCGGGAGCGGUGGCUCCGGCGGUUCCGGGGACUCCCCGAGUGGUUCGGGACGCUUAGUUAUAGACGAAGCGGCCGAGGACACGCCCCUCUGCCAGGGGUGCCGUACACGCGACGCGCAGUUUGUGUGCGCGGGCUGCGCUAACCAGUGGUACUGUAGUCGCGAAUGUCAGGUGGCAGCGUGGGACGAACAUUCGGAAAUGUGCUCCGGCUGA
Molecule: messenger RNA, 2043 nt
Organism: Leptosia nina
Lineage: Eukaryota; Metazoa; Arthropoda; Insecta; Lepidoptera; Pieridae
Source: the annotation of a GenBank genome assembly